AUGUUUGAAGGAUUUGGGAUAUCAGAGACUUGACUGUGAACUUCCAGAAACUGCCCAUGCUUCAUACGUCCUGUACAAGUUCAUCCUGUUUCCUAUCAAGUUUACCUGAAUCUAUUAUUGCAGCUGCGUGUUCCAGAAGUGGCCAGAGAGUUCUUCAUGUUGAUUCGAGAAAUUACUAUGGCGGAAACUGGGCCAGCUUUAGCUUUUCAGGGUUGUUGUCCUGGAUUAAAGAAAACCAGCAGAAGACUGAUGUCAAUGAUGAAUGUGAAGACUGGAGAAAACUGAUCCUUGAGAACGAAGAAGUUAUUUCUCUGAACAAGACGGAUAAAACUAUUCAACAUGUAGAGGAUUUCUGUUUCAGCAAUCAGGAUUCAGCUGAAGAUAUUGAAGAAGCUGGUGCUUUGUCAAAGCUGCCUGUCUUUGGAGCCUCUGGUGCUGAGGGGGCUGCUCAGGAAUCAGAAAAGGAGAGUGCACCUGUGGGAAGUGCCUUGCCCGGGGCUGAGAGCUGGGAACCAGAAAAGGCUGCAGGCAGUGACCCAGCGAGUGCAACAGAAAGGAAUGAUGCAGAAAUAACCUCUGAGGGUGGAAGUUCUCAUAGCGCACCUCUAGGCGAGUCCACUUUGGAACUGGGAAAAACAGAAGCUGCACCCUCAGAAAUUUCUACCCAAGAACCAAAGAAAAUCACGUAUUCCCAAAUUGUUAGAGAAGGCAGAAGGUUUAAUAUUGAUUUAGUUUCCAAGCUCCUUUACUCCCGAGGUCUGUUAAUUGAUCUUCUGAUUAAGUCAAACGUUAGCAGAUAUGCAGAGUUUAAAAAUGCCACACGAAUUCUUGCCUUUCGGGAAGGAAAAAUAGAACAGGUACCUUGUUCCAGAGCAGAUGUCUUCAACAGCAGACAGCUCACUAUGGUGGAAAAGAGAUUGCUGAUGAAAUUUUUGACAUUUUGUUUGGAAUAUGAACAGCACCCUGAUGAAUACCAAGAUUACGAGAGCAGUACAUUUGCUCAGUUCUUAAGAACACGGAAGUUAACACCCAGCUUGCAACACUUCAUUCUUCACUCUAUAGCAAUGGUAUCAGAGACUGAUUGCAGCACCAUUGAAGGUCUCCAGGCAACCAAAAAAUUUCUUCAGUGCCUUGGCCGCUAUGGCAAUACGCCAUUUUUGUUUCCUUUAUAUGGUCAAGGAGAGAUUCCACAGUGUUUCUGCAGGAUGUGUGCUGUAUUUGGUGGUAUCUAUUGUCUUCGCCAUUCUGUGCAGUGCCUUGUAGUGGACAAAGAAUCUGGACGAUGCAAAGCUAUCCUAGAUCACUUUGGACAAAGAAUAAGUGCCAGCUAUUUUGUUGUGGAAGAUAGUUACCUGUCAGGGAGCACAUGUAAAAAUGUGUGUUACAGACAGAUCUCCAGAGCAGUACUCAUCACAGAUCAGACCAUCCUAAAAACAGAUUCAGAGCAGCAGGUUUCCAUUUUGAUGGUACCUCCAGUGGCUCUAGGGCAACCGGCAGUUUGCAUGAUUGAGUUGUGUUCCUCAACCAUGACAUGCAUGAAGGACACUUAUUUAGUUCACUUAACCUGUCCAUCAACUGAAACUGCUAGAGAAGAUUUAGAACCUGUUGUACAGAAGUUGUUCAGUCUAAAUACUGAAACAGAAAAAGAGACUGAAAAUGAGGAACUGGAAAAACCCAGAGUCCUCUGGGCUGUGUACUUCAACAUGAGAGAUUCUUCAGGCAUCGACAGAAAUUCAUAUGACAGCUUACCUUCUAAUGUUUAUGUCUGUUCUGGACCAGACGCUGCUUUAGGAAAUGACUGUGCUGUCAAACAGGCUGAGACCAUUUUCCAAGAAAUGUUUCCUACGGAGGAAUUUUGCCCACCACCACCAAAUCCAGAAGAUAUUAUAUAUGAUGAAGAUGAGCUUGCACCAGAAGAUUCUGGAUUCAGUAAUUCACCAGAAACAAAACCUGAACCCUCACCUGAGGAAAGCUGUGGUGGAGGGAGUACUGCUGUUGAGCAAGAACGUAAUGAAGGAUGAAGUACCUCUGUUUUCUUAGUGGAAGAAGAGGUUGACCCAGACUAAAAAGUAGGGGAGGAAGGGUAAGAAAAAGAGGGUUUUUUAAAAAUAAAUAAAUAAAUAAAUAGCAAGCUGUAUUAUUUGUGAUUGCCUUACUAUCCUUAGCUUGAAUAUGCUCUUUCUUCUUCAAAUAGUUUCACUGAGUUCUAAAUAAAAGCAUAGUCAACCAGUUCGAGGGUGUUAGUAGCUAAACAAAAUUUGUUUAAAAAAAAAAAAAACCCAAAUUAUUUCAAAUGAAAAUGUUAAAAUAAGAUUCAUGAUUUCUUUUUAAGAGAAUUUGGUUUUGUUUUACAUUUUGGAAAGACUCCUCCAUCUUUCAAACAGGCACAAAGUUGAAACUAAUCAAAAGAAAAAAUAUGCAAGUAUGCUUACAAAUUUGAAGAUGACCCUCUAGUGUAAGUUAUCACAGUUCUUCAAAAAAAGAAGGGUCUGUUAUAACUUGACAGCUGAAUGUGAGCUUCAUAAGCAUCAUGAGCUUCAUAAGCUAGCUAUCCUGCAAGGUGGCUGAAUGGUUGUGAAUGGAACUUAAAGGCAGUAUUGACGGUUCUGAGGUGAUUUUUAGAAUACAUAAUACCACAUUUAAUUUGUAUCAUGAAAAGUUUCUUGUAUGAUUUUGAAACUGAUGUCAUAAUUUAGAAGCAAAUAUCAUCCACUAGAUACUCCUCACAUGACUAUUUUACGUACAGAAUGUUUCUUAAUGAGACCUAACUGUUGCAUGAUCACAAAUAUUUUAUUAAUGACUUCAUUUACUGUUGUCAGGAAAAUAGCACUAUUUAAAAUUAAUGCUAGUCUUCUCUACAAAAUUAAGGUUUAUAACUGGAGCGUACUUGGUGUUAGUUUCCCCAUAUUUGUUUGGGCCCCUGCUAAGCUAGUAAUUUAAUUUUUUGCAAGUUUCAUGUCUGAGAAGUUUAGUUUAUGAUUAAUUUUGUGUUUUGUGGGGAGGAGGAGAAGGAAGAUGUUCAACUGAUUAGAACUCCAAAGGUUUGUACUGAUCCUGGGUAAGAGGUUUGAAAUUAGUAUGAUAGUUGUAAAUUAUGCAUUUUGUAAUGGUAAAUCAUAAAGCAUAUUUAUACAAUAAAAUUUAUUGAAGUAUUUAUAAACUUAGUUUAUAUGAAGAAUUGCAAAACGAGAAAGUUGUUGUAUAUGACCAUGAUAGACUUGUACCUCUUUUGAACAAUGCUUGAAAUCGCAUAUUCCGAUAAUGAAAAAUGUUUAGCUUUUACUUUAAGAUUUAUCUUAAAAUAUAUACCCAGUAGAUCGUCUGUAUCAGUGAAUUUUGAUGAUAGUCAGAGUUUAAACUUCAGCGUGAACUUAGAUACAGUAUUUAAGCAAAUAAAUGAACGAAACAAAUGAAAAUGCCAUCAAAUAAUGAAUACACAGCACUGCCUGCAAUUGACGCAGCCGGGCUUUUGUAGUUUUCCAGAGCACGUGCCUGCCUUUAAAAUGGCUUCAUGCCAUGAAGGUCAACUUAUUUAUUUUUUUACGGCCUAACUGACACGGUUAACUUCACUUUUUGUCUUGCAUCCUAAUACAAUGUCCAGCUUGCAUUUCAGAAAUCCGUGUGUUAGUGUUUACAUUGUGUGUUUAUCAGAUAGGCGUCAUUGUGUAUGUAAUUUCAAAGUUCUCAGAAAAAAGUGGCUGAAAUGUUUCCAAAGUUAAGCUGCAGUUAUCUUUGGAUGCUUGUGAUUAAGCAGUUAUUUAUAUGUAGUAAUAAGCAGGCUGCCUCUUUGCUUAGCUGUAAUUUUUGUGUAUUGGAAAGCAUGAGUAUAUGGUAAUUGUAUUUAACAUCUACAGAUCUGUAAAAGACCUGAGUGGAGGACCUUGUUCAUGUUUGCCUUUCAGUAAUAGGGAUCAUAGCUGAACUUGUCAUCUGCAGUGUUUACAAAGAAAUCGUUUGAAAAUUAAAGGUUUGCUUGCAAGUGCCUA
Molecule: messenger RNA, 3986 nt
Organism: Struthio camelus australis
Lineage: Eukaryota; Metazoa; Chordata; Aves; Struthioniformes; Struthionidae
Source: RefSeq, a predicted model, not a curated record